This is a messenger RNA of Meloidogyne enterolobii, 261 nucleotides long. The record is from the annotation of a GenBank genome assembly. Lineage: Eukaryota; Metazoa; Nematoda; Chromadorea; Rhabditida; Meloidogynidae.
AUGAAUUCUUUAUUAAUUUACCUGAUCCGAACAAAAACUGCAAAAGGAAUGGAAAUAUACAAAAAAUUGCUUUAUAUGAGUUGUUUUAUGGAUUUAAUUGUUUCUUUUUGGACAUUUAUUGUUCAACCGAUUCCUUGUACCGACCGCGGUUAUCGAACUAUAAUGAUGAAUGGAGUCUUCCGAAAGUCGUCACAACCAAUUCGUUAUGCUGUUUAUCUUACUUGGAUACAAUUAAUGGUUUUAAAAAUAUUUUCUCAAUAA